AUGCCCAACCCCAGGCCAACCAAGCCCUUGGCCCCGUCCUUGGUGCUCAGCCCAUCCCCAGGAGUCUCGUCCAGCUGGAGGGCUGCACCCAAGACCUCAGACCUGCUGGGGGCCAAGGGCUCGGGAGCAACCUUCCAGGGACGGGACCUCCGAGGUGGGGCCCAUGCCUCCUCCUCCUUCUUGAACCCCAUGCCACCAUCACAGCUGCAGGUGCCCACAGUGCCCCUAGUCAUGGUGGCACCUUCUGGAACACGGCUGGGUCCUUCGCCCCACUUGCAGGCACUCCUACAAGACAGGCCACACUUCAUGCACCAGCUCUCAACAGUGGAUGCCCAUGCCCGGACCCCUGUGCUGCAGGUGCACCCACUGGACAGACCAGCUAUGAUCAGCCUCCCGCCACCCACUGCUGCCACUGGGGUCUUCUCUCUCAAGGCCCGGCCUGGCCUGCCACCUGGGAUCAACAUGACCAGCCUGGAGUGGGUGGCCAGGGAGCCGACACUGCUCUGCACCUUCCCAAGCCCUGGUGCGCCCAAGAAAGACAGCACCCUCUCGACCGUGCCCCAGGGCUCCUACUCACUGCUGGCAAAUGGCGUCUGCAAGUGGCCCGGAUGUGAGAAGGUCUUUGAGGAGCCAGAGGACUUCCUCAAGCACUGCCAGGCGGACCAUCUCCUGGAUGAGAAGGGCAGGGCGCAGUGUCUCCUCCAGAGGGAGGUGGUGCAGUCUCUGGAGCAGCAGCUGGUGCUGGAGAAGGAGAAGCUGGGUGCUAUGCAGGCCCACUUGGCUGGGAAGAUGGCCCUGACCAAGCCUCCAUCCGUGGUGUCAUCCGACAAGGGCUCCUGCUGCAUUGUGGCCGCCGGCACCCCCGGUGCCACCGUCCCACCCUGGCCCGGCCCCCAGGAAGGCCCCAAUGGCCUGUUUGCUGUGCGAAGGCACCUCUGGGGCAGCCACGGACAUAGCACAUUCCCAGAGUUCUUCCACAACAUGGACUACUUCAAGUUCCAUAACAUGCGGCCCCCGUUCACCUAUGCCACUCUCAUCCGCUGGGCCAUCCUGGAGGCUCCCGAGAAGCAGCGGACACUCAGUGAGAUCUACCACUGGUUCAUCCGCAUGUUCGCCUUCUUCAGAAACCACCCCGCCACCUGGAAGAAUGCCAUCCGCCACAACCUGAGCCUGCACAAGUGCUUCGUGCGGGUGGAGAGCGAGAAGGGGGCCGUGUGGACCGUGGACGAGUUUGAGUUCCGCAAGAAGAGGAGCCAGAAGCCCAGCAGGCGCUUCAACCCCCUAGCCGACCCCUGA
Molecule: messenger RNA, 1296 nt
Organism: Pipistrellus nathusii (Nathusius's pipistrelle)
Lineage: Eukaryota; Metazoa; Chordata; Mammalia; Chiroptera; Vespertilionidae
Source: the annotation of a GenBank genome assembly